Messenger RNA from Emiliania huxleyi CCMP1516, 243 nucleotides. RefSeq lists its product as hypothetical. Lineage: Eukaryota; Haptophyta; Isochrysidales; Noelaerhabdaceae. Gene Ontology annotation, cellular component: cytoplasm. The annotation marks the transcript as partial. The transcript has 4 exons. The record is from RefSeq and is a predicted model, not a curated record. Gene Ontology annotation, molecular function: protein serine/threonine phosphatase activity. Gene Ontology annotation, biological process: peptidyl-serine dephosphorylation.
UCAGGCGCUUGCCCGGAGACGAGCUAUAUCUUCAUGGGCGACUUCGUCGACCGCGGCUACAACUCGGCUCGCUGGCCGCACCGGAUCACGCUGCUGCGGGGCAACCACGAGUCGAGGCAGAUCACGCAGGUGUACGGCUUCUACGACGAGUGCCAGCGCAAGUACGGAAACACGAACCCUUGGAGGUACUGCACGGAGCUCUUUGACUGGUGCCCGCUCGCCGCGAUCGUCGACGGGCGAGUG